Funneliformis geosporum is the source of this 1122-nucleotide messenger RNA. NCBI's taxonomy places the organism in Eukaryota, Fungi, Glomeromycota, Glomeromycetes, Glomerales, Glomeraceae. The record is from the annotation of a GenBank genome assembly.
AUGUCAGAAGUUAGAAAAAAAUUACGCAAGAGAGUUCGAGUUACCGAAGCAAUUCCUAAUGAAAUUCCAAAGAAGACUAAUAAAUCCAACAAGACUACCGACGCUGAUGAGCAUACCGCCAAAAAAAUUAAAGAAACGGCUAAACCAUUUACGCGAGGAGUAUCAUUAACUCUCGAUUUAACGGAUAUGAUAAAUAAUCCACUUUACAGCGAUAUUAUUAUUACAUGUAAAGAUGGAGAAGAAUUGAAUGCUUGUAAAUUACUUUUAUCCGCUCGUUCGGAAUAUUUUAACAAAUUAUUUUCCUCAACUAAACAAGAAGCGAAAGAUUCAACAAACAAAAUUAACAUAGCAGAAUUACCUUCUUCAGCUGUCAAAGUUGUAUUAGAAUAUCUUUAUACUGGGAAUGUUUCUGACAAAACAUUAACAAUAGACAUCUUAUCAGACGCGUAUAAUGGUGCAACAGUCUUUUUACUUCCAAAUUUGAAAGAAAUGAUUGUUCAAUUUAUGAAAACAUACAUGAAACAUCGUCAUAAUGUUAGUAGUAGUAAUCAAAUAGCAAAAAUUCUAUCAAAAGUGUCUGAUAAUUCUAUUAUCACCACUCUUUCAUCAUCGGAUGAUGAUAAUCAACUUAUCGAUGAAAUUUGUAGAUUUUUAAUGUCAAAAUCUCUAUAUAACAUAGAAUAUCAAAAUUUUUCAUCAAAAGCUUUGGAAUUUCUUCUUCAUCGCACGUUAAAUAUAAAGGAAGGGAAUUUUGUUACUCCGGAGUAUGAUGUAUUUAAAUAUUGUAUAUUGUGGGCUGUAGAUCAAAUUUCAAGGAAUGAUGUUCUUAAUUUUUGGUUACUUUUACCAAAUAAUGAAGAUUCUGAAGGACAGGAAUCUUUUUGUAGAGAAUGCAACCCGAUUGAUUCAAAUAAUGAAUUAUUAAAACAACAUAGGAGUACAAUUUCUUCGAUAUUGAAAUCUAUUCUAAACUAUAUUGAUUUCCGUCUUAUUCAUCCUAAUAUAUUAGCCAAUGUGAUUGAACCUUUGGAAAUUGUAAAUCCCUCAAUUCUUAUAGCCGCUUAUCGAUACCAGGCUCAAUUGAAUGAUGGUUUUGUUCAAACGAGGCGGGUGCAAGGGUAA